CCAUCCGACGAAAGACAGAUGGUGUUCUAAACAUCACCCUGACUGCCGCUCCGAAGUUAAAUACCACAGCAGUGUUACUGCGAGCAUUGAGUCUGAUAAUCUUCUAGCUGUUCUGAGCAAUGUUUGGUCUCAUAGUGAGCUUGUUUUUACUGCCGCGCCUCCGAGGGUAUGAUAGGGAAGCAAAUAGUCCGGGAGGUAUUCCCCGAUCCCCUUCACAGUAACAUAGACUUCGGUGUCGGCUACAACUCCAUCUCAGUGUCCAGAACGGGCACUGCUGCGGUGAACGUGACUAACAUGAGCAUCAGCUCUCGAACUAGCACUGAGAAGUCAGCCUUUAUCAGCCACACAUUCCAGAUAAAAUACUUUGAGGACAGGGAGGAUCGAAGGAGGAGUAUGGGAGGGACUCUGAGAUACAAGUUUGGUUGGAUAUAUGGGGAGUGGGACGUCAAAGUUUCUCAAAGUACUGAUGGCAGAUAAUGUGAACUUGUUGGACUCUGUUUUGACGGUUGAUAUUGAUAUUGUGUCUGAUACUGAGAGUAUUAUGGGACAGGUCCUGAUGGGGAAGCAAGGCAAGGAUCUACUGGACGCUGGUGACUUUGAUAAGUUUGUGGAGCUGUUCGGAACACACUAUCUCCGCAAGAAGAUCUACGGAGGUAAACUCAUACUUCUCCUCAAAAUACCAUGCAGGAACAAGUCAGAGAAACAAAAAGUGGACAAGAAACUAAAACAAGCAGCCGGGUACAUCGGGCGAGCUGAAGACUUCAAGAGAAAAAUAUCUGAGAUGAGCAAACUGGGACAAUACGAACUGGAGCUGUACACUUUGGGAGGUACACCCUACAGUGGGUCUCUGACUGAUCUAAAGUCAGUGUUGGACUACGUUAUAAAGUUCUCAUCUACCGUGUACGGUCAGGAUGGUUUGAGGAGUUUAGAGUUCAAUGCUCUGUGGAACUUACCGGACGUUCCCAGAAAUUUCAAGCAGUUUGUAUUCUCUCGUCAAAAGGAAACUGAAAAGAUAAUGGAUAUCUUCUCUGACCUGAGGGAAGUGGAAACUGAGAUAGAAGACAUCUCCCAGCAGAAGAAUCAGGAGUUAGGCUGGCUUUCAGAUGUGGGGUACGGCAAGCUUCAAGGAAUCGGAGUCUGUUUGGAGAAAUGUAAGAGAAGUCUGACAAAGAGAUUCGUAAGUGCUAACGUCAGUUCAGUUCACUCAGUGUACGAGGAGUUCAAGAAUAACAGCUCCGAACUGGAGACAGAAAUAGAGGCUGUCCUCAAGCGGGAGCGGAGAUACGAGAGUCUAAACAAGAUGUACCUGAUAAACACAGAUCACCUGACCUCCAUAUCCUACCAAAACUGGGAGGGCUACUCCACAGCCAGCGCCCACAACCACAUUCCCAUGUACCUGGAGAACACAACCCCAGGACCUGACAUCAAGUACCAGUACAGUUCCGUCUACAUAAAGUCCCCUAACUACCCCGGAGAAGUUAUGUGUCUAGCACGGAACUACUACGGUGUGUUCUGGAAGAGUCUGAGUUCCGUUUACCCGCCCUACUGCUCCUGGACUCUAAAACACAGCACUGAUUACAGGAAGAGGGUGCUGGAGUAUGGGGAUCAGUUUGUGCUGAAUAACGUGAACUGGCCCGGUUUUGCUAUGGGGUUAGAUACGACAGGGAACUGGGUGAUGGCUGUGUAUGAGGGUGGUAGUGAGGACAGUGCAUUGGUCUGGCAGCUCAAGAAAAUCUAAUAGUUGCUUUUAGAGAUUAUUGUACUGACAAGCUGAUGUUCUGAACUUAAAUCCUACUUGAGUUCUGAGUCUAGAGUUUUGCUAGAUGAAUUAUUUUUCCUGUGACCUUAAAUUAAAGUUCUUUACAUAUGUAGAUUGUAGUGUCUCUGUUAUACAGUUUGAUUGAUUGUCAAUUCCCAGUUCAUAUUGAGUUUAUUAUUUAUUGAACAGCUUACUUCUAGUCAUGCUCCAGAGAAACUGACCAAUCAUAUAGCUGUGUUAUAGUAAGGGAUUGUUCACAU
Bolinopsis microptera is the source of this 2019-nucleotide messenger RNA. RefSeq lists its product as uncharacterized. The record is from RefSeq and is a predicted model, not a curated record. NCBI's taxonomy places the organism in Eukaryota, Metazoa, Ctenophora, Tentaculata, Lobata, Bolinopsidae. The coding region runs from base 431 to 1738 and encodes 435 amino acids. The transcript is spliced from 4 exons.